UUGGUUGCUGUGCAGCCGAGCAGGGCGUUUUGCCGUCGCCAAGGCGCAAUCCCACUUUCCCGCCCCUUAUGGCGGGGGCUGGCGGAAGAGCGGUAAUGGAGGAAGGCGGGCUGACAGAAUGCAUUGAGAAAGUACCUUUGAAGGAAAACUGGAGUUCGUACAACAGAUUUGUGAUUCAUCACUGGACUACAGGGAAUGAGCUCUUGUCACGCCUUAAAGAGAAAUCCCAGGAUAACACUCUAGAAGAAAGCAUGAAUGAAAGUGAAACAAAAUGGCUGCAGGAAGGGGCUAAUAAUGAAAAUGUCACUUUUCAGAAAAAUCUCCAAGAUGCAGAGUUUGCGAUUGGUUCAGUUGAAAUGUUUGUGCCAUCAUUUAAGGAAACUCUUGAUAGAAUUACAAAAGCUUGUUACGUUUCUGCAACAGAUAUGAUGAAGAUUUCUGUGCAAGCCGAUUUACUGGUGAAGGAACUAGAAGCUCUCAGAAAUAUGAAGGGAUGGUUACAGCAGCUACUUAGAACAAGCAAGGAAAAAGAAAUAACCAGUAAACAGGUUGAAGAUUUGGCACAGAAGUUAACAGAAAGUGAAAGUGAAACUAUAGAUCUUACAAAUCAAGUUCUUCAAAAACAGAGGCUCAUUUUGGAGCUUUCUACUCAACUUCAGCAAGAGAAAGCGGAUAAACUAAGAGCAUCACACCAGGCAGAACUGAUACAAGUAGUAGAAAAUCACUUGCAAUGCCAGAUAGAGAAAAAGGAGACUGAGACUAACCAACUGAGAACAAAAAUUCAGGCUAUAGAAAAGAAAAUUACUGAAUGGAAGCUACAAGUUGGAGACCAAAAGCAGCAGAUUUUGACUGAAAAGGAAAGAAGAAAGGAGAGAAAGGCUGCACUGAAAAAAGCAGCACAGGUUCAGAAACAAAGAGCUGAACAUUUGGAUGCUGCUAUGGAAAAUUUGAUUUCCAAAAUUAAGGAGAAGGAAAUCCAGUUGACUGAGGCACUUUCAGCUUCUAAUGUCUGGAAAAGUCAUCAUCAGACAGUGGUAGAUGAAAAAACCAGGUUAGAAGUUCAAGUUGAAACUUUGAAAAAGCAGGUGGAAGACCAUCUGAUAGAACUACGAAGAAUACAAGAUUACGGGAGGAAGUCCAAGGGAGAGAUUCUUGCACAGCUUAAUUCUGUCCUCUCUGAAAAUGAAAUCCUUUCUCUUGAAAAUGCAAAAUUAAAGGCAUCCUCUGCUGCUUUGGACGUGAAUAUUAUGUCUGCAGAAGCUGAACUCCUGGACUUGCAUGAAGAAGCAAAGCUGCAAGAGAACCUGGUUAACCAAUAUAAGACUGAGGUGCAGAAAUUAGAAACAGAAGCUGAAGAAUUGAAGACCAGGUAUAAAAAAGUCAUACAUGAAAGGAAAAAGUUAAUGGAAGUUAAAGAUUUAGAAAUGGAUAAGAUGAGAGGCCAGACGGAGGCUCGUUUGAAGGAGUUAGAACAUGCCCAUGAUUUACAGAGAGCAGCUGAAGGGAAACUGCAGAAGUGUCAAGAAAGCCUGCUGUCAUGCCAAAAGAGCUGUGUAGAUAAAUCCAAAGCCUUUAGGGAACUGCAGGUUCAGGUGGCCAACAGUGAUGAUUUCUUGAAAUACUAUUCUAUGCAAAAUGAAAAUUAUACAAUUCAGACGAAGUAUGAAGAAGUUCAAAGAAAAUUAGAAGAAAUGGAAUUACAAAACAAAAAGCUUGAAGAUCAGCUGGUGGACCAGGAAGAGAGUCUUCAGAAAAUUGAACUGCAGUUCAAACAAAAGCUUGCAAGUUAUGAUGCUUUGACCAGACAACUGGAAGUUGCUUUGGAAGAUGGACGGAAAAGGCUGGUAGAAGAGGCAGAAAAAAAUUCACCUAAAGAGCAGGCCCUCCAGUUGAAGAUAUUGGAUCUAGAAAAUGAACUGAGGCGGAAAAAAGAGGAACAUAAACAAUUAGCUAAGAAGCUGAAUACUAGUGAAAAACAUCACGAAGUUUGCUUGAAGGAACUAGAACACAGUCUUCAAAAAUCAGAGAACCAGAACCAAAGCAUCCAGAAUUACGUACAGUUUUUGAAAACCACUUAUGUAACCAUGUUUGGCUAAGUUUUUUGUUUCUUUCAAAACAUUAGCACACAACAUGGUAGAUUCAGACGUGUGCUUUCCUCAUCAAAGCUCCUAUUUUUAAACCUGUUACUUUCUCCAACCUCUGUUUGAAGUUUGUAAUUCCUAGUGAGACGUCACUGAGAACCACUUCUGCAGUUAUACCAAAAAAUGGAUAUUUCUUAUCUUGAAUUUGACAGAAUCAGACUAGGGGAUCUCCAUGGAUGGUGUCAACCUUAUGCACUCAAACACUUGUAGGACUUCCCUGUAUACUCUGUGCUCCUCUCCUCCCCCUUACUUGAGUGAAGAGGGUCUCUCAUGCAGUGCUCUGAAUUAGGGGCAGUAAUGAAUCAGAAACACAUCACAAGCUCAGAUGGAAUUAUUCUGAUAGUCACUGUGCCUUGCUGAAGAAAAUACUUCUGCUUCAAUAUAAGUUUUAGCUACUUAAUUUACACACUUGAAUUAAGUACAGUAAUGUGAAUCAACACCCCAGCACAACAAUAAUACAAACUGUACUGAUAGAUAGGUUAAGGAUAAAUGAAGGCUCAGCCCAGUUUGCACAGUUCUAUGUAUACAUAAUUAAAAUCAGAUGUACUCUAUUAAUAGCAGAAGCAAGGCUUUAAAAUUUGGGAUUGGGUUGAUAUUAUUAACCUAAUUAAUGCAUCAAGAGCCAAAUUGUGUUUGGUUUAAAGAAAGCCACAAAGAAUUGAUUCCCCCUCCCCUGCCCCCUCCCCGCCCCCAUACACGUAAUUCAAAUUAGUAGUAUAUAGUAUUAGUAUCUGAAGAGAAUUUCUACAAAAAAGUCAGCCACAAAACAAAGUUUUUUUUAAAAAAACACUAGGAAAAUCAGUGCUCAAUAAAAACUUUCUUGUUACAUUUUU
This is a messenger RNA of Sphaerodactylus townsendi, 2974 nucleotides long. RefSeq names its product outer dense fiber of sperm tails 2 like (gene ODF2L). The transcript has 17 exons. The record is from RefSeq and is a predicted model, not a curated record. Bases 69 to 2096 code for a protein of 675 amino acids. Lineage: Eukaryota; Metazoa; Chordata; Lepidosauria; Squamata; Sphaerodactylidae. Gene Ontology annotation, biological process: negative regulation of cilium assembly. Gene Ontology annotation, cellular component: centrosome; ciliary basal body.